UUGAUUAUUAGAUUUCGUAUUGAUCGUUGGAGGUGAGAAAACUCAGUUGCAAGCUUUAACUGGUAAAUGAAACACGGUAUAAUACGUAGAUUUACAGUUACUCAGCGAGCAUCGUUAGUAUCGAAUAAAAUGGGAAACAAGGUAGCUACAUUUACCGAGGAACAACUAGAAGAUUAUCAAGACUGCACCUUCUUCACUCGGAAAGAAAUCUUAAGAAUAUUUAAACGAUUUCGGGACAUGGGAAACGCUGGGACAAUUCCACGAUGCAUGACGCCUCAACAAGCAUCGACACUUCGUAUACCAUUAUCUUGUUUGACACGCAUACCAGAAUUAAAGGAAAAUCCGUUUAGACAACGGAUUUCGGAGGUGUUCACGAGAUGCCAGAAUUCGGAACAGUCAACAUCCGAUGCCUCGCACGAAGGAAUCUGCUUCGAGGAGUUCCUCGAGAUGAUGUCGGUUUUUUCGGAGCAGGCACCGCGGGACUUAAAGGUCUUUUACGCCUUCAAGAUUUACGAUUUUGACGAAGACGGGGUAUUAGGGUUGAACGAUUUAGAACGCACCUGUCGACAGCUGGUGCAAGGUGGUUUGAAUGCCGACGAGGUGGCUACUGUGUGUCGAAAAGUUUUGGAGGAAAGCGACAUCGAUGGCGACGGUGUUUUAUCCUACUUGGAGUUCGAGCAUGUCGUAACAAGGGCUUCGGAUUUCAUGGCAACGUUUCACAUAAGAAUUUAA
This is a messenger RNA of Eufriesea mexicana, 732 nucleotides long. RefSeq names its product Calcium and integrin binding family member 2. NCBI's taxonomy places the organism in Eukaryota, Metazoa, Arthropoda, Insecta, Hymenoptera, Apidae. Gene Ontology annotation, molecular function: magnesium ion binding; calcium ion binding. The coding region runs from base 67 to 732 and encodes 221 amino acids. The record is from RefSeq and is a predicted model, not a curated record. The transcript is spliced from 4 exons. Gene Ontology annotation, biological process: calcium ion homeostasis.